Molecule: messenger RNA, 897 nt
Organism: Toxorhynchites rutilus septentrionalis
Lineage: Eukaryota; Metazoa; Arthropoda; Insecta; Diptera; Culicidae
Exons: 2
Coding region: 389-775 (128 amino acids)
Source: RefSeq, a predicted model, not a curated record
AGUGAAGAAAGAUAGAAGUUUCAGCAGGACUCAGUGGAGUUUCAUAAAUCGCAUGUUAAUCAUGAAUGGCUGAAAAACCGCAAUCAAACCGCAAAGUUCCUGAAGGGAUGAGUUCUGAAGAAGAGUGACAGUGAAAGUGGUCGCAGUUGAAUUGGCUAUUUUCUUCCGUUGUUCGGGAAGCUAAAAUCACCAAUCACAUCUAAAACAAUUCGAGUGCUGCACUUUAAAAGAAAUCAAAUCGUUGUUACGAAAUAGAACUCGACAAACCAAAAGAGUCGGUUUCUGUUCAUCUACGACAGCAAGUCAAGUCCUAUAACUCCCUUCAGAAGAUUAUCACGUAAAAGCUAUUGUGCUGUCGUCAAAUAAACAAUAGUUGCUGCCCAUCACAAUGCCAAACAAACCAAUCACUCGAACUGGAUCUGUACCUUCUGUAUUGAGCGUUGAUGGGAUCGGAAACAAACGUCCACGAGAUGAAACCUCUCCGUUCACAAAUGAUGACAAUGUUAGCAGUAUUUCUGAUUUGUGGAGCAAGAUGCAGCGAAUGUUUGCUGAUUCAAUUUCCAAGAUCGAAGCGAAAAUUGAAUCCAGCCACGCCAAGCUAGAAAACCGUAUAAUUGCUGUUGAGAGUCAACUAUCUGCACUGAGGUUGGAGUGCACCGAGAGCGUGAACAAGCUUGCUUCUUCGGUGACGGAGUUACGUUCUGAGAUGUUCCUUGCUUCCGUUCCUCUUCCUGAAAGUUUUGCUGCCGAUCCUGGAGGAGUCAUUGCUGGAUAGAUGUUGCUGCUGUUGUUGGUGCCGAUGGGGAGCCUGUGUUGCUGAAGCUGUUGUUAUAAAAAUUCAUUGUAAUUAUACACUGGUGGUGGUGAUCAUGAAUUGUAUUCAUCUGUUUAAAUUUA